AUGCGACAUUCCGAGCCCGGUCCACGCGGCAUCAGGCGCGGCGUCGGCGGUGGGCUGCUUGCCCGCGGCGACAGCAGCGCGGUGGGCCACGGCGACGGCGGCGGGAUCCUGCAGCACCUGCGCCGCGGCCUGCAGGGCGGUCGGAUCGACGCCCGCGGCCUGCAGCAGCUGCGCCGCGGCCCGCAGGACGGCCGAAUCGACGGCGGCGGCGCGCUGGGCCGCAGCGCGGGCGCUCUGGGCGUCGGCCACAGCUGGGAGGCUGCAGCUGGGCAGCGCUCCCUCCCGCGCCCGCAGGCACCCCCCCCCCCCCCCCCCGCGCCUGCACCCCCGUCGGCUGCGGCGACAGCAGCUGCGGGAUCCGCGGCGGCGCCAUCCUGUGGUGGCUGGGAGGAGACCAGGGCGGCGGCCGACGGCUGGGACGAGACUAGGGCGGCGGCCGGCCGGGGCCUGGCACCCGCACCCUUGCCCGCACCAGCCGCUGCAGCGGCGGCGGCGACGGGCUGCAGGGCGGCCACGGGCCGGAUCUGCGGCCAGGAGGCCGCAGCGCCCCAGGCUGAGGAUGCGGCGGCGCCAGCAGAGCUCAGCACCUGCUGCGCGGCAGCAGAGGAAGAUGAGGGGAGGGGAGGGAAGGAGGAAGGGGAGAAGAGGGACGACGCCGGGAGGGGCGGCGCCGGCGGCUGGGUAGGAGGAGGAAAAGAAACUAGGCUGAUACUGGACGCAUAA
This is a messenger RNA of Panicum virgatum (switchgrass), 723 nucleotides long. RefSeq names its product forkhead box protein D2-like. NCBI's taxonomy places the organism in Eukaryota, Viridiplantae, Streptophyta, Magnoliopsida, Poales, Poaceae. The coding region runs from base 1 to 723 and encodes 240 amino acids. The record is from RefSeq and is a predicted model, not a curated record. The transcript is spliced from 2 exons.